Cariama cristata (Red-legged seriema) is the source of this 333-nucleotide messenger RNA. Its product is annotated as kinesin-like protein KIF16B. NCBI's taxonomy places the organism in Eukaryota, Metazoa, Chordata, Aves, Cariamiformes, Cariamidae. Gene Ontology annotation, molecular function: phosphatidylinositol binding. The annotation marks the transcript as partial. The record is from RefSeq and is a predicted model, not a curated record. The transcript is spliced from 3 exons.
AUAACAGUCCUGGAUGAGACAUGGACAGUAUUCAGGCGGUACAGUCGUUUUCGAGAAAUGCAUAAAACGUUAAAACUGAAGUACCCAGAGCUUGCCACUUUAGAAUUCCCUCCGAAGAAGCUCUUUGGAAACAAGGAUGAACGAGUGAUUGCAGAACGACGGAGUCACUUAGAGAAGUACCUCAGGAGCUUUUUCUCCGCAAUGCUGAAAUCUCCGUCGUCUCCGCUGCACAUUGAUAAAGUGGGGCUGACUCUGUCAAAGUACACCAUCUGCGAAUUCUCACCCUUCUUCAGGAAAGGCGUUUUUGACUACAGUAGCCAUGGGACCAGCUAA